Messenger RNA from Peniophora sp. CBMAI 1063, 681 nucleotides. Lineage: Eukaryota; Fungi; Basidiomycota; Agaricomycetes; Russulales; Peniophoraceae. The record is from the annotation of a GenBank genome assembly.
AUGCUAGACAUGCCCGUACCCAUCUCGCCCUUCGACGUCCCUCUCACCCCCAUCCUCGACAUCACGUCUCCCCGCCCUCCCUCAUCUGACUCAACGCCGUCGAUCUCUACUAUUAUCAACCAUGCUCACCCUGAGCCGUGGCCUAUGCCGCCUAUCACGCGCCCGGGAGCGCUCAGAGUCGACUGCGGAGAACAGUCCUCGAAGGUCAAGCUCGGCGAAGGAGACGAAAUAGCGCCGCGUGAGAUGCUUGGUCUUCCUCCUGUGCGUACAAGCGCGCCAGGCCCAAUCGUCAGCCUUUCGUCCGACACGAUGUCGCCGCCCGUCCUCAGACGCGCUCAGUCGUUCCAUUUCGUCGACGAGGAGAAUAAGCCCCACACGCUGCGUCGUCGGCGUGGACAGAUGUUCGGAAGCGAGAGUACGAGCGAGGAGCCCGAGCCUCGCGCACAUCAUGCGAGACCUGUCGGAGGUGUUGAUGCAAAGGAGCUGAUGAAGCUGUUGAAGAUCAAGAUUCCUGAGAGGGAGGUGCGGACUCCGGGAGGUGGCGGGUCAGAGGAGGGGAUGAAGAUGUUGAGGAGGACCGUAGAGCAAAAUGAGUUUGAUAUACAGUUCUUGGGCAGCGUAAUCAUUCUGCUGUGCGUAUUGCUCGCCGGACUGGUUGCGCUGCUUGCGGCGGAAGCAUAG